Molecule: messenger RNA, 1686 nt
Organism: Pyrenophora tritici-repentis Pt-1C-BFP
Lineage: Eukaryota; Fungi; Ascomycota; Dothideomycetes; Pleosporales; Pleosporaceae
Product: FUI1, Cytosine-uracil-thiamine-allantoin permease
Biological process (GO): transmembrane transport; nucleobase transport
Cellular component (GO): plasma membrane
Molecular function (GO): nucleobase transmembrane transporter activity
Source: RefSeq, a predicted model, not a curated record
AUGACUUUAAGAAAUCUACUCACUACAAUCAAUCGGAAGAUACGCUUGAUCGGAGAUGACGAGAAGCACGAGCAGACCGAUGCUUGGAGCAAUCGCGAUUUGAUUCCCCUGCCCCCGGAGCGAAGAACAUGGGGCUCAUUCAGUUACUUUGGCUUUUGGGCCAUCGCUUCCUUGAACAUUGCGAAUUGGCAGACGCCAAGCACCUUCUUGGGUAUCUCUAGAAACCUCGACAUUAGCGUCGGUAAGCUGACAUGCUCUACAGCCAUGGGUCUUUCUGUUCCACAGUCCAUGCUCAUCAUCGUCAUUAGCCGUGUGCUUAUUGCUCUAUUCUCGACUUUCAUUGCUUGGGUAGGGCUAAAGUGGCACAUUGGCUUUACGGUACAGAAUAGGUACAGUUGGGGUAUGAUGGGAAGUUUCAUACCUCUGUCGCAAAGGAUCCUGCUCAAUUUCAUCUGGAACGCCGUACAGUGUUGGAACGGAGGCCGAUUAGUGGCCGUAUGCUUGACGGCUAUCUGGCCUUCCUAUGCCCGCAUGCCGAAUACGUUCAGUGCCGAAUUUCCCACCACGACAGACCAGUUUGUUGGGUUUGUUGUUUUCUGGUUCCUCUCCACACCGUUCUUAUGGCUACGCCCGGAGAGAUUCCAAAUCCCCUUCCUGGUAGUAUGCCCGCUCUGGAACUCUGGCCAGCGAGUUCCUGCUGGAUCUAUGUGGAGUACUUCAUGGCUCAUUAUGUCUGGCAUAAACCAAAGUAUCGGCAGUUUUGCUGCCGGUAUCACUAACGGUAGCGACUUCUCGCGUUACGCGACUAAGAGACGGAACUACAUAUAUGGUACCAUCGCCAGUUGCGUGAUUACCAGUGUUUUGGUUUCUCUGGUCGGCCUCGUCACGGCUGCUUCUGGGCAGAAGAUAUAUGGCGAGGUGUAUUGGAAUCCGCCAGACCUCCUGAUGAAGAUGAUGGACAAUGGUAACGGAUCAUCUGGAUCUCGUGCAGGUGUAUUCUUCCUGGCUGCAGGAUUCGGCUUUGCCGCCAUGUUUGAAAACAUCUGCGGCAACACCAUCGCGGGCGGCAUUGAUCUCGCUGGUCUCUUCCCACGCUACAUAAACAUACGCCGUGGUGCCAUGAUUACGUUCUUAGCCGCAUGGAUCGUUCAGCCGUGGCAACUCAUCAACCGCGCCACCACGUUCAUUCAAGUCCUUUCCUCAUUCUCUGUAUUCCUUGCCCCCAUCAUUGGAAUCAUGUCCUGCGACUACUACCUCUUGCGUAAGCGAAAGAUUCGCCUGAGCCACUUGUACCGCACAAGAGAUUCAAUAUAUUACUUCUCGCACGGUUUCAAUUGGAGAGCCAUUGUGGCCUGGAUUUGUGGCUGGGCGCCUACUAUAGGUGGGCUUGUUGUGACUGUGAAGGCAGAACUUCAUCCCUCACGCCCAUUGGUACAACUCUACUAUAUGGCCUUCUUAAUAGGCUUCUUCAUCAGUGCCACAGUCUUCUACGUGCUAAACCUGAUUUUCUCUGUACCAGAUAUGGACCAGAUGGACUCUGUAGAUCUAUACGGUACUUUUACCGAGGCGGAAGCAAAACGGGUCGGCGUUGCACCACUCGAUGAAAACAUCAUAUAUGGCGUAGUAUCUACACAGACGUCAGGGGAUGAUAUUGCUGCAUACAGAGGGCAAGAAAAGGGGGCUUAA